CGGGUGUGAGCUAGCUAGCGCGCUGCGGUUCCGGUUCCGGUUCGGACUCCUGGGCCCAGCGGUACGCAGCCAUGGCGUACUCCACGGUGCAGAGAGUGGCGCUGGCCUCGGGGCUCGUCCUGGCCCUGUCGCUGCUGCUGCCCAAGGCCUUCUUGUCUCGCGGGAAGCGGCCGGAGCCGCCACCGGGCCCGGAAGGAAAAUUGGGCCGAUUUCCACCUAUGAUGCAUCACCACUCAGCACCCUCAGAUGGUCAGACACCAGGGGCUCGUUUCCAGAGGUCUCACCUUGCAGAGGCCUUUGCAAAGGCCAAGGGAGCAGGUGGAGGUGCUGGAGGAGGGGGUAGUGGAAGAGGACUGAUGGGCCAGAUCAUUCCAGUCUAUGGCUUUGGGAUCUUUUUGUACAUACUGUACAUUUUGUUUAAGCUUUCAAAGGGGAAAACUGCAGAGGAUCGGAACUGCUCCAGUGCCCCACCUGGAAACACCCACAGGAAGAUUACCAACUUUGAGCUUGUUCAACUACAAGAAAAACUAAAAGAGACAGAGGAAGCCAUGGAAAAAUUAAUCAACAGAGUGGGACCUAAUGGUGAGAGCAGAGCACAGACUGUGACUUCUGACCAAGAGAAACGAUUACUGCAUCAGCUCCGAGAAAUCACCAGGGUCAUGAAAGAAGGCAAGUUCAUUGACACAUCUCCAGAGAAGGAAGCUGAGGAAGCCCCAUACAUGGAGGACUGGGAAGGUUACCCAGAAGAGACUUAUCCAAUCUAUGACCUUUCGGAUGGUAUCAAGCGUAGGCAAGAAACAAUCCUGGUGGAUUACCCUGAUCCAAAAGAGCCCUCUGCUGAAGAAAUAGCUGAACAAAUGGGAGAGUUAGAAGAGGAAGGAUCAGAGGAUUUGAGCUGGGAUCGUUUGCCCACUGACCCUGGAACCCAGAAAGAUAAUUGUGUUACCCUGUGUGACCCUAAACCAGAAUCGUGCUCCUGCUGUUCUCAUGAAGAGGAGGAUCCUGCUGUCUUGGCAGAGAAUGCUGGUUUCAGUGCAGAUGGCUACAGUGAGCAAGAGGAAGCCACCAAGGAAAACUUGCCCCAAGACUUUACAAAUGAAGGGCUGGGGGUCACCACUGAUAGCACACACACGGGUGGCAUGUUGAGGAGGCGCAGCCCCCAGGGUUUUGAGUGAAAGCGGCCUGCUUGGGAAAAGCCUAAAACACUUUCUAGUAUCAAGAACACAGGACAUUCCUUCACUUCAAAGGGUACCACUUUCCUUGGGGAUUGACCAGGAAUCAUGUCCACCUUACAGGACUGUUUGUGAAGUAUCUGCUCCAGAAUGAAGUGUGCAAUGGUAGGUGCUUAGCACCAUCACUGUCUUGAAUCUCAUGCUGCUGGACUACCCAACUAGCUACCCUCUCUAUGGCUACUGUGCAUGCCAAGAAUGGUCCAGAGUCACUCUGGGGUUUGUGUGACUUUAUGAUGACUCCCUUUAAGAACAACUAUCAUCAUGUUGGCUUCAAAUCCACCACAGACUGAGAAAAGUUCCUACUAUGUAAGAGUCCUGUUUAAAUAGACCCAGCUCCAAGCAAGGCCUGCAGUCACAUGGCUGGGCCUUUCCCACCCUUAAGUACUACAGCCCAGUUCUGACUACAUGGGCUGUGCCCACCAAGCAAACUUAAGAACUGUCAGCCAGUUCCUUAAGUGACCAGAUGAUCAGGAGGUGUCUUCUAUCCCUAUUUUCUCAUGCUGUACUGUGGCACCACAGGAGAGGCAGUGUUGAUCUGCAUGUCACUGGUUUGAAACCCUCUGGGCCCUCUCUGUUGCUCUUACCCACCUGACCCUUUGACGCGCUUAGAAAGGAAUGGAAUGGAGAACAUUUUAGGGGAGACAUGCUUUCUUUUUCUCUAUGAAAAACAAGGACACAGCAGUCAAACAUUUCAAGUUUAAUUUGUUGAUACAUGUCUGUACUUAGACAAACACUAAAUUCUACAACAUACAUAAUGUCAUUAUGGGAAAAUACCAAGUUUGUCAUUGCACAUACCAAUAAAUAAAUUCAUUUGCUUCAGAA
This is a messenger RNA of Mastomys coucha (southern multimammate mouse), 2054 nucleotides long. RefSeq names its product RIC3 acetylcholine receptor chaperone (gene Ric3). Lineage: Eukaryota; Metazoa; Chordata; Mammalia; Rodentia; Muridae. Gene Ontology annotation, biological process: synaptic transmission, cholinergic; protein localization to cell surface. The transcript has 7 exons. The record is from RefSeq and is a predicted model, not a curated record. Gene Ontology annotation, cellular component: neuronal cell body; neuron projection; intracellular membrane-bounded organelle. Bases 72 to 1175 code for a protein of 367 amino acids.